UAUAAAUACAGGCGAGGCGGCUGAUGGGAGAUUUAAAUGACAAACGCUCCUCAGACGGAUAAAUUGGAUUAAAUAUUUUACGCUUAAAUUGGACUGUUUGCUAUCACAAACGAUGGAACGCAAUACUGUAAUGUUUUCGGCACUUAUUCUUGUCUGGCUUACACUCGUAAACGGAUCCCCGGCAUCUUUGGAAGUGGGCAAACUUACCAAAGCAACAAAUGUUUCAUGGUCCUCUUACAAUUUCAAAACAAUCCUAACAUGGGGACCUAAGCCUGUCAACUACACAUAUACAGUUGAAUUUUCAAGAGUUGGUAGGGACAAAGUGAGAAACCCUCACUGCAUCAGAAGCUCUGAGACUGAGUGUGACCUGACUAAUGAACUUGAACUAAAGGGGGUUUAUUCUGCUGAUGUCCUAUCCGAGUCUCCACUGGGGUCUGCUGACUAUGUGGAGCCCCCUUACACCAGAUCAGAGACGUUCUGUCCUUAUAAUGACACUAUAAUUGGAAGACCUGAGUUUAGGUUGAACGCGAAUAAGAACAAUAAGAUUAUGCUGAUCAUACAAGACCCCAUCACAGCUUUGCACAAAGAUGGCAGAUCUCUGAACAUCCGUGACGUCUUUAAGAAAAAUCUCAAGUAUAAGAUUGCAUACAACAAGGCUGGAAGCACAGGAAAAAAAAUGCGAACUGUGGAUGAGAGCAAAGCCGAGUUUAAUAGUCUAGAUGAGGAUCAGAGUUACUGCUUCAGCGUGGCGGCAUACAUCCCCUCUCGUAAAGGAGACAAGAGGAUCGGAGAGUGGAGCCUCCCAAAGUGCUCACCACAGGAGCACAAGACCCUGAUUGAGGUCUAUGGACUUGCUGUGAUUGGAGGAGCAACGCUCAUUAUACUGGCUUUUGUAAUUGCUGUAAUCGUUCUGAUCGUGGUUUGCUGUAAACGAGCACGAAGACAAACAUCGAUGGCCAAGGAGAUAAAGGAAUACAACAUUUCUGAUGUUUGAGCUCCAAACGGGAGGUACAGCUGGACUAUAACCGUUUACACGCGGAGCAGAACCUGUGUGUGUGUGUGUGUGUGUGUGUGCGCGCGCGCGCGUAGCACACCUGCAGUACAGCACUGGACUGGUUUCUAUGAAACUCUUAACACUACAUGAUAUGUUGUACAUAUCAGACCUUUUUUUUUUUUCUCUUUUUUUUGUCAUAGAUGUAUUGUAUUUGAAAUGUAUUGGUUUAUUAAAUGCCAUUAUUUAUUAUUUUCUUUAGAAAUACAUGUAUUAGCUGCUUUGUGUAUACAGUAUUAUAUCUAGUAGAAAAAGAAAUAUUUAUAUUUAUGUUUUUUAAUAUCUAGGAACUUCAAAAGAUAGAAACCGCAAAUAAAUUAUUAUACUUGU
Carassius auratus (goldfish) is the source of this 1381-nucleotide messenger RNA. RefSeq names its product tissue factor. The transcript has 6 exons. NCBI's taxonomy places the organism in Eukaryota, Metazoa, Chordata, Actinopteri, Cypriniformes, Cyprinidae. Gene Ontology annotation, molecular function: cytokine receptor activity; protein binding. The record is from RefSeq and is a predicted model, not a curated record. Gene Ontology annotation, cellular component: plasma membrane. The coding region runs from base 113 to 994 and encodes 293 amino acids. Gene Ontology annotation, biological process: blood coagulation; cytokine-mediated signaling pathway.